AGCAUUGUAUGAGACACUUAUAGAGGAAUUCUCAAGGCUUUGCCAAUCAUGGCUAUCAAAGAAAACACCUCCAACUCUUGUUUGAAGAAGGAGAACAAAAAGGAGAAGAGCAAGAAGAAAAAAGGGAAAUUUAUUUUUCCUGGUUUUGUUAAUAGGAUUUUAGGAGUUCAAAAGAAAAAUAAAACCGUGCCGAUGAAUGAUACCGUAGAAGAAGCAGAGAUGAUGAUGCCAACAUCAAAGAAUUUUUUCGGGAAUUUUCGAAAGGCAAAAAUUAUCGAAAUUAGUACAAAACAAAAACAAGUCAGCUCCAGAACGGACACUAAGAACCAUUUUGAGGGAAUGAUCCAAAAUAAGAACAUAACCUUAAAUCCAAGCUCACUUGAACCCGAACCUGAACCCGAACUCAAGCCAGAAACAUUUCGGUCUAAGAAUUGCAAGAGCUGUAAAUUGGAUUCAUGGCUUGGUCUAACAGUGAUCAUGGUGACACUCAUGUUGAUCAUGAUAUUUGGACGUGCAUGGGCAAUUGCAAUCUUGUCUCUUUGGUUCUAUGUCUUAGCAUAUUUAAGAGGAGGGAAAGCCAUGAAAUAUAAUGAAGAGGAGGAGAAAUAUUGUUAUAAUAAAGUUGAUAUUAUGAAUACAAAGGAGUAUAAGAAGAGAGUUAUAUUGGAAGGCUUGUUAAGAAGAAGCAAGCCUACAACUUCUCUUCAAUCUUAUUCAUUCUCAGCUGGUGACCCUCGAGGAGAUAGGACAACAAGAGAGGACAUUGGGCGAUCAACAACCCUACUUGGACUUGCUUCUCUUUCCAAAACAACAAACCCUUCUUUCCAUCUUCUUCUUCUUCAUCUUCUUCUUAUUCUUAUCAUGACAUCCAAGAGAAAACAUGCAAAAAAAUUCUCAUGUCUACCUUCUUGCUUCUCCAUCUCUCCGGAACUCUCACCGGACUCCUAUGACACCGAUAAACCGAUAUCUCGAAAAGAAUACAACAAGACAAGCUUCUUCACAAGGUUUAGCAAGAGCAAGAAGACAGUUCCUGUUCUUCUUCUUGAAAAACAAGACUUGGAUCCUGUUUCUCAACCUCAAGAUCUUGAUAUCAAAGACAAUAUAAACAUUCUCCCAUCUUCCAACCUUAAGUUCAACUUCAUCUCCAACUUCUUGAAGAUUAAGGGUGACAGGAACAGAAAAAAAUCAAAUAAAUUAAAUAAAUCAACAAAAUCAGACAAAAUCCAUGUCAGCACUAAAUCAAAGAAGAAGGCCAAUCAAAACACUCAUAUGGAAAUGGACCUGGGAACAUCGACAUUGACUCCUUCUGAUCGAGUCUCAACCAAGUGCCCUAAUUCACCGGAACAUGAUCCGGUUCAUAUCACUUGUUCUGACAAACAAAAAAAAACUCAAAUCAAACCAAACGGGAGGCUCAUUGAGAGCGUUCGAUUUUUUAUCCCUAUCUCAACAUUGACUCUCAUCGUGUUCUUAGGAAAAGCGAUCGCUAUUGCUUUUUUGUGCUUUUGUUUUUAUUCAAUUCCUCUACUUCGAUCGGAUGACGUCGAUGUUGAGAAGAUUAAGCGAGAAGGAAUCGAUUUUGACUCGUCGAAAUAUAAGAAAAAGGUUGUAUUGGAAGGUUUGCUUGACAGACAAGAUAGGAAGUCAAUGAAAUUUCAUGGAACAUAA
Molecule: messenger RNA, 1665 nt
Organism: Dioscorea cayenensis subsp. rotundata (Guinea yam)
Lineage: Eukaryota; Viridiplantae; Streptophyta; Magnoliopsida; Dioscoreales; Dioscoreaceae
Exons: 5
Coding region: 49-1665 (538 amino acids)
Source: RefSeq, a predicted model, not a curated record